AUGGGAUUCUAUGGUUGGAAUCGUUGCCAAAAUUUGAGAGAUGGUAGAAAUCCGGGGUGUUGCAUCAUGUUUCCCCAGCAUCUGCAGUCAUCUGGCUCUGACGAGCCGCCGCCGCCGUCGUGGAUCAGGGAGAUGCUGAUCUCCAUGGACCACGCCUCCCGCUCCUACACAUACCUGAUGGAGGACGGCAACGUCAGCCUCACCGGCUCCCGCAACACCGUCAGCCUCUUCGACUACGGCGGCGGCGACGACUCGGGCACGCUGGUGGUGUGGAACUUCGAGAUCGACCCGGUGGACGGCGCCAACGAGGACGCCCUGCUCGACUACCACCGCAUCCUCUACAAGUCCUGCAUCGACACCAUCCCUUGUGCUAUCAACUUCCUUGUCACUAGUAUCAACUUCCUUGUUGAUUUGUCAUAAAACUAGAGGCAGCAAUC
This is a messenger RNA of Phragmites australis (common reed), 437 nucleotides long. RefSeq lists its product as uncharacterized. NCBI's taxonomy places the organism in Eukaryota, Viridiplantae, Streptophyta, Magnoliopsida, Poales, Poaceae. The transcript has a single exon. The coding region runs from base 1 to 420 and encodes 139 amino acids. The record is from RefSeq and is a predicted model, not a curated record.